Molecule: messenger RNA, 1014 nt
Organism: Fusarium vanettenii 77-13-4
Lineage: Eukaryota; Fungi; Ascomycota; Sordariomycetes; Hypocreales; Nectriaceae
Exons: 2
Coding region: 1-1014 (337 amino acids)
Source: RefSeq, a predicted model, not a curated record
AUGCUCUCAUAUUGGCACUCUAAUAUGUGGUUUCUUUACUUUCUCCUUUGGCAAGUACUGUCAGUUGGCUGCUUGUCUAGAGAUACCUCCACAGCCACUGAGAUUGUUCUGUUUCCGUUUCCUGAAGGUUCCCCCAUCGAUGUUCAUAGUUCGACUGCCAGCGUAGAGUCCGACGCCCCUUGGUCUGAGAGUCCCUUUACGAAAGUAUGGAACGAUGACCAAGAAGGGGAUGAGGAGUCUACGACUGGCAACUUCUUUGGCAUCAUUUCAACGAUCAGUCUGGCUCCGCAGACUUCGUUGGAGGAUGCUUGGUCUUCGGAGACGGUGACCCAUGAGGACGAGACGGGCUUUUCUACGGUAACGUUGGUGGAUGAGGAUUCGACGACACUGUCGGAGACCGAAACCGCCAACGAGACAAAUGCCAAGACGACGUUCGAGAUACCGACGCUGGAAUUACCAUCGGUAUCUAGUUCGUCGACUGGUUCAAGCCACUCGUUCACGACAAUUCCGCGGGCCACUACAACCGCGGAGGAGUCGCCAACCCCAGAGACUACGACAGCUGUUCCUGGGACUGCUCCUGGUCUCUCCGCAGGCCAGAUAAUCGGCAUCGUCACAGGUACCAUAGCCUCUCUGGUGGUUGUCAUAGUGGUCAUCCUCCUCUUCCUGCUGUACCGCCGUCGCAAACACCAAGCAGCCUCCCGUCGGCCAACAAUCCGCCUAGUCGGUGGACCGGACCCUGAUCCUACGGAACGGGGUUCGCAAAUUUAUCUGCCAGUGAUGCAGCGGCAGGUCGUGGAUAGCAGAGAUCUGUUGGCCGGAGGUGUUCGGAGAAGUGGGUCCCCGUCUCGGCGCUCCGACCGGACUGUCUCGGAGCUGUCACCCAGCGAGGCGGCAGAAGGCAGGGACACGAUCGAUGGGAUAGUUGAUGGGUAUACUUCCAGUGUUUACAGUCAGCAGAGUGAACGAGGAGAGUCUCGGGGAGGUGCUAGGAGUUAUGCAGAUUUCAGUCAUUGA